AUGGGAGACUCAUAUCGCCCGUCGCGACCUGCGCGCGACCGCCCGCGACCACUUGCAGACCGCAUGACGUUCACUGGUGGUGAUGGCGACAACUACCGACCAGGCGGUGCGCGCAACGGCAAUCAGUCCCAGUUCACCUUCGAGUCUAGUCACCCCGCUCCCCGCUUCCCGCCUGCUAGCGAUUCCAAUGUGCCGCGGGGUCCUUCCGGCUCUGCAUCAUCAAGAAGGCGCGGCCGUGGUGGGGCCUCGCGAGGCUCGUCUCGCGCGGACGGCAGGAACAACACGAACGGAUACCGUAGGGGUGGUUUCAAGAAAGCUGCCCCACACGAGCGCGCCCUUCUGACCCAUCGCGACGGCGGUAGUCCGGAACGCGCUCUAGGUGUUGCCGACGGCUCCAACCGGUUCCACAACCCAGAUGAUAUUUCUGACGACGAAGAGGCAGAUAUGCAGGUAGAGAGCGCGGAUUCUGCCGAUGAAGAUGGCGACGGCGACGGCGACGCUCGCGAGCCCAAGGCAGCCCGAACGCAAACCAAACGUGCUGAUGGCGAUUCUAUUCCUAAAUGGUCCAAUCCCGACCCGUACACCGCCUUGCCGCCUCCCGAUGAGACCACGGGAAAGAGAACCGACUUUGUCAAACUGAUCCGGAAGGCCAAGAACCAGGAAGCCGAGAAGGCCGCUGGACACAAUUCAGUUGUUGCCAACGACGAUUUCAUCUCGUUUGGUGACGAGGACGAUAGUCGCGACGCUGUUCAAGGCUCCUUGAGCGAGUUCGCGCAUAUUGACAGCAUUGUUGAUCGGCAACAGGCGGCUGUAGCUGAACAUCGGGCACCUCGUCCUGCGAGAAACAACAACAAACGCAAAGCCAAUCUGAGUGGUGUUGUGGACGAAUGGCUACCCGUUCCCAACGUCAAUCCAACGCCGUGGCUUCCCUCACGCGACCCGUAUGCGCAUCUCGCCAGCGAACCUGAGAAAUGGCUUCAUAACGAGAUACUCGACUUCUAUGACUUCGUCGCACCAAAGCCCUUCGAGCACGAACAACGUAACCGGCUAGUCAACCGCGUUAACAGCGCUAUGGGACAACGCAGGUUCCCUCAAGAAAACGGACGCAUCUUGUGUUUCGGCUCCUUCCCUGCGGGUCUUUACUUGCCCACGGCCGACAUGGAUCUGGUAUAUGUCUCGGAUAGGCACUACAAUGGUGGAGAACCCGUUGUCGACAUGUCCGCGAGGGGGGCCAACAAGAGUCUGCUCUACAAGGCAGCCAGAAGGCUUAAAGACACAAGGUUGGCGGCCAACAACAACGCACUGGUCAUCCCUGCGCGCGUUCCCAUCAUCAAGUUCGAAGACGAGCUCACCAAGCUUCAAGUUGACAUUUCGUUCGAGAAUUUGAGCGGAGUGCAAGCACAAGCGACAUUUGCACAGUGGAAGCAGCAGUACCCCGAUAUGAUAUACAUGGUGGCACUCAUGAAGCAGUUUCUCGCCAUGCAUGGCUUGAAUGAAGUCCACACUGGCGGGAUUGGAGGGUACAGUAUCAUUUGCUUGAUCGUCAGCUACAUUCAGCAUUCCCCUAAACCGGACAACCUCGGAGAAUGUUUCCUAGGAUUCCUCAAGUACUAUGGUGACUUUGAUCUAUCCCGCAAACGCAUCCAGAUGCAUCCUCCUGCUAUCAUUGAGAAGACGAACUAUGGUAUCGAUGGCCGCCCCGAAAAAUAUGACGGCCUGUCCAUCCAGGAUCCUAAUCGCCCAGAGAACAAUAUUUCCGGUGGAUCCCACAAGGUUCAGAUUGCCUUUGACGCUUUCAAAGAAGCGUACUUUACCCUCAGCGAUCGUAUGCAGGCCGCUCGCUCGGGACAGAAUAUCGGACCCAGCAUUCUCGAAUGCGUUUUUGGUGGCAACUACGAGACAUACACCAAGCAGCGAGCCCACAUGAGAAGCCUCAAGUGA
This is a messenger RNA of Alternaria arbusti, 1941 nucleotides long. RefSeq lists its product as uncharacterized. Gene Ontology annotation, biological process: RNA 3'-end processing. Lineage: Eukaryota; Fungi; Ascomycota; Dothideomycetes; Pleosporales; Pleosporaceae. The coding region runs from base 1 to 1941 and encodes 646 amino acids. The transcript has 3 exons. Gene Ontology annotation, molecular function: poly(A) RNA polymerase activity; mRNA binding. Gene Ontology annotation, cellular component: nucleolus; TRAMP complex. The record is from RefSeq and is a predicted model, not a curated record.